Messenger RNA from Penicillium atrosanguineum, 3042 nucleotides. RefSeq lists its product as uncharacterized. The record is from RefSeq and is a predicted model, not a curated record. The transcript is spliced from 4 exons. Bases 1 to 3042 code for a protein of 1013 amino acids. NCBI's taxonomy places the organism in Eukaryota, Fungi, Ascomycota, Eurotiomycetes, Eurotiales, Aspergillaceae.
AUGUGGAAGCCAUUGGUACAUCUUUUGAGUCUGUGCCUGCUUCUGCAGCUUGUAACUGCAGAUAGAGAUGAUCAAACAUCAGCACAUAUAAACCGAGGCUCUUUUGAAGAUCCUGCAGCACGUCUUCGGCCGCGGUUUCGAUACUGGCUGCCUGAUGCCAGCGUCGACGUCAAGACUGUUCAAGAUAAUAUCAAGUCUGCUGGAGCAAUAGGUGCCGGAGGUGUCGAGUUUCUCCCCUUUUAUAACUAUGGUGGUGAGUUGGCCCCGGCUCCGAAGGGAUCCGACUGGAGCAAGUAUGGGUUUGGCACUCCGGCAUUCAGAAAGCUGUUCUUAGCUGCGUUACAAGCCCAUAAACAGGCGGGCCUCGCCAUGGACUUUGCAUUGGGCCCGAAUCAGGGCCAGGGGGUGCCGGCGGAUCCUUCCGAUGAGGGGUUGCAAUGGGAUUUGGAGCCAUUUUCUGUCGCUGUACCAAAAAGUGGUCGCUUCAUUGGCAAGAUCCCCGGUUGGGGGUCCGGCAAAUUAGUUGCUUUGGUGUCAGCCGAGGUGCUCUCUUCAAAAAAUAUCAGCAUGGAUACCGCUGGCACUGCGAGCUUCCUGGGAGCAGCUCAAUCUUAUUACAUUCAAAUGAUCCUCAAAAACGGCACGUUGACUGAGUGGUCUGACAAGGUAUCUUCCACCGGACACGUCUCCCUCGACCUUGGCACGACCAAGUCUUCGACCCAUCACUUGUUUGCAUUCUACCAGUUCUUGUCUCACAAUAAGAAUUUGGAAUAUGCUGCCUCUCCGUCAAAAACUAUUUGGGAUAACGGCUCCUACAUUGUGGACCAUUACAGUGCGCGAGGCGCUCAAACCACGACUAAGUUCUGGGAGAAGUAUCUCCUCACAGAAGAAGUCAAAGAGCUUUUGAUGAGCGUCGGCCACUAUGGCUGGGAAGAUAGCAUUGAAAUCAAAUCGAACAUUUCUUGGACUCCGGGGCUCCCGAUGCUCUUCCGAUCCACAUAUGGAUAUGAUCUGAAGCCAGUACUGCCGCUUAUUAUGUACAACGACAACAAUAUCAACAUCCAAAGCACGCAACCAGGCACAAUUCAGUGUCUCCUCAAUACACCGGAUCAGGGCCUCGGCUACGUUAACGAUUUCCGCGGCGCGCUGGUUGAAGGAUAUCGCAGCUACCUACAAGAACUGACUAGCUGGAUCAACUCAGAGCUCAAUCUGCAAAUAUCGGCUCAAGUUUCAUACAAUCUUCCAAUGGAUAUGGAAGCCAACAUCCCCUACGUCAAUGCCCCGGAAUGUGAGAGUCUGCAGUUCGGCGAUAACAUCGAUGGCUAUAGGCAGUUUGCUGGGCCGGCCAAUCUGGCGGGAAAGCGUGUCAUUUCAAACGAAAUGGGAGCUGUGAUCCUUAGGGCAUAUAGCCUACAGCACAGUGAGCUGCUAUCCUUCAUUAAUCGGGCGGUGGCCGGUGGUGUCAACCAGGUGGUGCUUCAUGGGCAGUCGUACACGGGUAACUACUUCGGGACUACAUGGCCUGGUUACACAGCAUUUUCAUAUCUGUUCUCGGAGCUCUAUUCAGAUAAACAGCCCUCCUGGAAUCACGGUUUUGGAGACGUUCUCGACUAUGUUGGCCGAGUGCAGUAUGUCCAGCAGUCGGGCGUUCCUCGCACCGACGUUGUGAUCUAUAACAAGGUGUCUGCUACGAACCCAAACUUCCCGACAAUGUACUCAGCUAUUGAUUUGAUUGAUGCUGGCUAUACAUACACCUACCUGUCUCCGGACAACUUUGCUCUCCCUGAGGCUACGGUACAGAACGGUAUCUUGGGCCCCAAUGGCCCCUCAUAUAAGGCUAUGGUCAUCACCAGCGACAGCAAUCUCACCGCGGAAGGUGUACACCACAUUCAAAAGUAUGCCAGGGCAGGGCUGCCCGUUAUUUUGAGCGGCGGAGAUCCUGGUGUCUACGCAACCCACGACGGAAGUGACAAAUCCACUGUUGAAAAGGCCCUUCAGGCUCUGAAGAAGUCGCGAAAUGUUUACGUUGUCUCAGCCGGACAGGUCGCGGCCAAGCUUCAGAGCCUCGGGAUCCAGCCUCGAGUUGCAGUGCAAACAAAUGGCACCUGGUACUCGACUUGGCGGGAAGAUGCUCAGAAUGGCAUGGACCACGCUUUUUUAUUUUCUGAAUACGCUUCGGACGGUACAGUCGAUAUUGCUAGUGCCAAAACCCCCUUCAUUCUCGACCCUUGGUCGGGCACAAAGAAGCCCCUCCUUGGCUACAAACGUGACGGCGAACGAGUGGUGAUCCCUCUCAGCUUUGCAGCCAACCAAACCGUUGUGAUCGGCUUCACCGACAGUGAUGACGGCGCUUCAGAUUAUGCAACGCAGCUGCCCUCCACCGUUAUUGGCUACGAUUAUGCACAUGAUACCGGCGCUGUCCUCCAUGUUUCUGAUGGAUCAAGCCAGUCUCUUCUUCUCUCAAAUGGUACGCGAGUCAGACUUGGAGACAAACAUGUCGCUAGCCCCAGUUCACUAUCUCAGUGGACUCUUAUAGCCGAGCACUGGGAAGCACCGACCAACAUCUCGGAUGCAGCCACUAUCGCCACCAAGCACAACACCACCCACCACCUCUCCUCGCUGGUCUCAUGGACCCAAAUCGAGGGGCUAAAAAAUACCUCCGGUCUGGGGUACUAUACCACAACGGUGAGCUGGCCUCCUUCUCAUGGAUCCGCAGACGGGGCCUAUCUCCUCCUACCGAGGAUUGAGCACGCCGCACGUGUCUUUGUUAAUGGUAAACGGCUGCCUGGCUUCGACUUCGCAGCCCCGCGGAUAGAUCUGGGUCAGUACCUGCAGCAGGGGGCGAACCAGGUGGCCGUAGUGGUCCCGACCACGAUGUGGAAUUAUAUUCGCAGCAUCGCUGGUGAGCUCGAAAGUGCGGGAGUCGGAGUGAAGACUGUCAUGGCGGGAGUCGGGGCAACGACACUUCCUGCACGCCGCGUGAACGGGCUAAUUGGAACCGCAACGUUGAUCCCGUAUGUCAAGGUGCCGUUGAAGGUGUAG